Molecule: messenger RNA, 2850 nt
Organism: Rotaria socialis
Lineage: Eukaryota; Metazoa; Rotifera; Eurotatoria; Philodinida; Philodinidae
Source: the annotation of a GenBank genome assembly
AUGACUUCGAAUAUAGUUGAAUUUCCUUUACUUAAUCCAUGGCAACAUUUUACUAUAUAUGGUACACAUAAUAGAUAUAUUGUUGUCGCCAUGAACAAAAAUCGAUCGAAAUGUCGUAUUCUAAAAAUUGAUCGUAUGGAUCAAAAAGAACUCAGCAUAACUGAAGAUCAACAUGAAUAUUCACAUGGUGAACUACGUCAACUUCUUGGUACCAUUGAAGUAAGCAAUAGUCGGGUUGGCGGAUUUAGCAAAACGAUUCAUUGCCAUGGUAUUAUCGGUUUUAUUAAAUUUCUCGAAGGCUACUAUAUGAUUGUAAUUACACGACGCAGUCAAGUAGCACGUAUAGGUUAUCAUAGAAUAUAUAAAAUCGAAGAGACAGCAAUGCUAAGUAUUACAAAUGAAGAUAUAAAAAAAGUUCAUCCAGAUGAAACUAAAUAUCUCCGUGCAUUGCAAAACCUUGAUUUAACCAAUGGAUUUUAUUUUAGUUAUACAUAUGAUUUAACGCAUACAUUACAGUAUAAUUUUAUGGAACAAAAUAAUGUAAAUAGUGAUAGUUUGAAUGAAAAUUUUUGUUGGGGUACACGUUAUCAACCAACAUCGAAGUAUGUUUGGAAUGAAUAUCUUCAAGAGUCAAUACGAUCACAAGUUCAUCCACGAUGGCUACUGUUUAUUGUGCACGGUGUCAUACUGCAAUAUAAUUUAAAUGUUUUCUGUCGUUCAAUCUAUUUAACAUUAAUUUGUCGGCGAUCACAAAAAUUUUCUGGAACGAGAUUUCUUAAACGUGGUGGAAAUUGUAAAGGUUUUGUAGCGAAUGAAGUUGAAACAGAACAAAUUCUUCACGAUGCUUCACUUUCAUCACUUGGUAAAAGUCAUUUUACGUCAUAUGUGCAAUUACGUGGCAGUGUACCAGCUUUUUGGAGCCAGGAUCCAAAACAAGUACCUAAACCACCUAUCGCUAUUGAUUUCAAUGAUCCAACAUACGUAGUAGCAUCACAACAUUUUCGACAAUUAUUCUAUCGAUAUGGUUCGCCGAUUCUUAUUCUCAAUCUUGUUAAAAAGCGUGAAAAGAAAAAACAAGAACAUAUUUUAUCCGAAGAAUUUUGUAAUGCUCUUGAUUAUAUAAAACAAUUUAUACCGGACGAAAAUGGAAUACAGUAUUUAGCAUUUGACAUGGCUCGUGCAAAUCGUUCAAAACAUCGACGUGUUAUGCCAAAGCUAGAUGAAAUAGCACGCCGAUAUUUACAACAAACGGGAUUUUUUCAAAAUUUUCCAUCAUUAGUCAAUGACAAACAAUAUUUUUAUGACAAGGAAAAUGCAGUUAAAUUAACACCAUACAAAACAUAUUUCGUGCAAACAGGUGUCGUACGAGUCAAUUGUGUUGAUUGUCUUGAUAGAACUAACACAGCUAUGUAUGCCGUAGCGAAAUAUGCACUUGGAUAUCAGUUAUUCGCUAUGGGUCUAACAGAUUCACCGCAUUUACAAGAAGAUUCUGCAGUUGAAUCAGUAAUAAAACAAUUAUUUGAACAUUCUGGUGAUAUUUUAGCACAACAAUAUGCGGGCAGUCAAUUAGUUCAUCGUAUCGAUACAUAUAAAAAAGUAACACCAGCAUGGUCAUCACAAUCUCGUGAAUAUGUGGCAACACUUUCACGUUAUUAUUCCAAUACCUUUUCAGAUGCGGAAAAGCAACAUGCAAUGAAUUUAUUUUUGGGUGUUUUUCAGCCAAAAAUAGGUCGACCACAUUUUUGGGAAUUAGCAAAUGAUUAUCAUUUGCACGAUCCACGCAUAAAAUUUGGUUAUAUACCGCCACACUGUACGAAUAUUCUGGGUGAUGAUAUAUGGUUUUCAUUACCAUUUUCAGCUGAACAAGUGUUAAAAUCGAAUAAGGAUUGUCUUGAAAUCAUUUCAGUUCAAAAAGGUGAUCCACUAAUAGAUGGUUUCAAUGAAUACUAUCGUCCUAAUGAAUUAACAGUAUUUGAAGAAAAAUUUGAGUGGAAUAUGGAUUCAACGAAUAAAGAUUUAGCGUAUAACUAUACGAAUAUUCGUGAAUUUACACCAUUUUCCAUUCGAGAAAAUAAGCAAAGAAAAACUCUUGCAAGUUUUAGUUAUGCGACAACAAUCGUAUGUUCUAGUCUUUCUGCUGAUGUUCAACAACGUGCACUUCUUCCUCCGUCAGCAUCAUUAUCUAAUCAAACUCAAAACUCAAAUCAAGAUCUAUCAUCUGAUGAAGAUAUACUAGACGAUACAGAUACAGAUGAAGAAAAUUUGAAAAAACAACUGCCAAUAACAAAUAAGAAGUCUCUAAAAUCAAAAUCGAUAAAUAAAGCAAUGAAUGAUGAUCUAAGCAAUAGUACGUUACAAGUAAAACGUCUUUUCAACAAAAUAUUCCCAACAACUAAUGAUGUAUAUGGCUUUCAUUUGGACGAUCCAUCGACGGAAUCAUUAAAUUCUUAUGAACAAUAUGCUAAAAUAGCAUUUGAUGCAUGUGCAUUACAAACAACACCAAUAACAAAUAGUCUGCAUGCCUAUGAAUUAUCUUUGUCAACCAAUCGAUCUAUGUCGUCAAGUUCAAGUUUUGAAAUUUUGCCAUCUGCAGUAAAUGAUCGAUCAAAAUUAGCUCAACAACAACAACAACAACAACAACAACAACAGCAGCAGCAGCACACAGAAGUAGAAUCCUUACAAAAAUCAUUAUUAUCAAUGUUUGAUGAACCUAUCGUGAGCGAUGCAGCUAUUCGAAUUUAUGAACGAUGUGUAGCUGCAGGCCAUCAAGGCGCUUUUGAACCGUCAGAUGCUGAUCGUAAAUUCUAUGAAGCACACGUAGCUUCUUUAUCGAUUACUGUUCAGUCAUGA